This is a messenger RNA of Xylaria bambusicola, 2577 nucleotides long. RefSeq names its product Six-hairpin glycosidase-like protein. Gene Ontology annotation, biological process: carbohydrate metabolic process. The record is from RefSeq and is a predicted model, not a curated record. The transcript is spliced from 5 exons. Bases 1 to 2577 code for a protein of 858 amino acids. Lineage: Eukaryota; Fungi; Ascomycota; Sordariomycetes; Xylariales; Xylariaceae.
AUGGCUGGCCCCGAAAAUGAGGAAAAGAGGCAUAAUGUGGUCCAAUCAACGCUUCGACAAUAUGUCGUCGCUGUGGAAGAGCCAAAAAGAGGCCAGGGUAGCCACCCUCUCCUCCGUGGUCGUUUCUCACAAGCAGAUUCCGUACUUCUAAAGAUGGCUACCAUGUCCAUCAUCAUCACCUUCCUGGUGCUCACCCACUCUGCCCUGGGACACCGCCAGUUGCUGGCGCGCCAGGACACCAACCACGUGACAGGAACCUCGUUUCUCGACCACGAGGAUCCUAUAUCCUACUUUUCCGGACGCACUUUCUUGAGGGACAACAUCCCCUAUAUCGACAUUCCCGACAAGCUCAUCCAGGAUGUGUACUAUUACAGAUGGACCUCACUCCAGCGGAACCUCCGGUACGUGACGGCCGGUACGGGCUAUAUGUGUACCGAGUUCGUGCAUCCCGUCGGCUACGCACAAGCUUUCGGCACCAUCGAUGCCGCGGCUGGCCAUCAAAUUGACGAGUCGCGGUGGCUCAGAAACACCGCGUACGCCGAUGACUACAUCCAACUCUACACUAGGGGUCCAGCUGAUCCGCUCCAAUACACACAAUGGAUUCUGGAUGCCACGAGCCGUCGCUCCAUGGUGACGGGCGAUAGUGAGUUUCUAUCAACCCAAUUGCACGACAUGAUCCGUGUAUGGAAUCUGUGGGAUCGCCAGUAUGAUUCAGCUGUUGGGUUGUAUUACUAUGAGCCCGUUUGGGAUGCCCAAGAACUGUCUCUGCCCGGUUACAUAGCUGACCCUGACAACCUCAACUGGGAUCUGAGGAAAGAUGGUCCAGAAACAUUCCGACCGAGUCACAAUGCUUAUAUGGUCGCAAAUGCCAGAGCCAUAGCCAGGGCUGCUAACCUUGCUAAGGACAAUGACAUCGAGUCAGAGUUUUCCAAAAUUGCGAACGAACUAGAAGCCGCCAUGUUUGAGUAUCUGUGGUCCCCGGAACAGGAAUUCUUUAUGGAUGUCAUUCGCCCUAAUAAUCCCAACCUGACACGACUGACAGGUCGCGAGCAAGUGGGACUAUUCCCUUAUCGGUUCGCCAUUGGCCUGAAUGAACGUUAUGCUCAGUCAGCCCUCAAUUCCAUGUUCGAUCCCAAGGGCUUCUUAGCAACCUACGGUCCCACGACUCUGGAGAUUCGUGACCCGUGGUUCAUGGGCACUAAGCCUGAUAGUUACUGUUGUUACUGGAACGGCCAGUCUUGGCCAUACUCGACCAGUCAUACUCUUAAGUCACUGGCAGAAAUCUAUCGAUCAGGUGUCACUAACGCUACUGCGGAACAAUACGUUCAGUACUUGCAGACGUAUGCCCGAACACAGCAAAAGAAUGGCAGACCUUACGUCGCUGAGUCCCAUUCUCCAUUUGAUGAUACUUGGAGCGCAGACAGUAGUAACCACUCGGAGCACUAUGAUCACUCAACUAAUAACGACGAUGUGAUCACUGGGCUUCUGGGUAUCAUACCGCAAUCAGAUGACACCCUCCACAUUUCUCCCAUCAUCCCCAGCAAUUGGACGUAUUUCCUCCUGGAAAACCUUGCUUAUCACGGACAUUCAAUUACUGUCUUAUACGAUAAGGACGGGUCGAGAUACGCCGCUCGGCCAGGGCUCACUGUCUAUGUAAAUGGCGAACAGGUCCAUCAUGGCGAAAAUCAGUCUGCAGUAGUUCCAAUCCCACCUCCCUCGUUGACUGUAGAUGAGGCACCUAUCAACAUUGCGGCGAAUCCCGAUGGCCCAGGCCAAUAUCCUACGAUAGACGCCACCUUCACGUGGCUAUCCGACUACAGCUACAAAGCCAUUGACGGGGUAGUUUACUAUGAUGUAUUACCCGAUAAUCGAUGGACAAAUUACCUAUCAACCCAUUCGAAUGAUACACUCACUGUGCAUUUCGCACGUCCACGUAAAGUGUCAUCGGUUACGCUCGCACUUUAUCAUGAUCUUUCACGGGGUGGCAGUAUCGAUUUACCAGAUCGCAUCGAAAUUUCCGGCUCUUCGGGACCUAUCACAUCGGUCGACUCGAGUACGAUGCUCUUGGCAAAUGACGUUAACACCAUCACCUUUGACUCCGUGGAGACAACAUUCUUAGCAGUCAAUCUGUACCGCAGCUCAGAGACAACAUGGGUUGGUGUCUGCGAGCUAGAGGUAUGGACACCACCACCGAUGGGGCCAACCUAUUUCGCCGUAGACGCUCAUCUCACGGGUGAGAAAACACGGGUUGUACAGGAUAUGGCGUCGACGGCAACGGCCAAUGGGGCUGUCGUUGGCGGUGUUAGAGCCGACAGCAAUGUGGCCUUCUCGGGUAUCAAGUCGGAUGGCCAAUCCACACAGUUGACCCUCAGCUAUGCGAACCCUACCGACGCUGCUAUAACUGUCAGUGUCGAGGUUAAUCAGGUGCCGCAGUCGAAAUUGACGUUGACACCAUCGGGGGCCAGUUAUUCUGCUGUCACAGCAAAUAUCAUAUUGGCCAAGGGAAAGAAUUAUAUCAGCCUAAGAGGUGGUUCGAACAGGGGCGAGGUUCGGUAUGAGACGUUGAGAAUAGACUAA